AUGCCUUCCCGCUACCUCAACGCCGAUGAAAGUGAGAUUGUGGAGAUCGCUAACGAACCGGCGAGCGGUAUUCCCUACUUCACCCCCAAGCAGACUCCGACGGCGGGCACCGCUCUCGUGCCCGCGUCCCAAGACCCUCAGACACCCAAGCUGUUUACGCCGCUGCGUAUUCGAGGAAUUGAGCUCCAGAACAGAAUUCUGCUCUCUCCUCUCUGCCAAUAUUCAGCCGAAGAUGGACAUCACACUGACUGGCACUUUGCUCACCUGGGUGGCAUCAUCUCGCGUGGACCCGGCCUCUCCUUUGUGGAAGCCACUGCGGUCACAGCUAACGGCCGGAUCACCCCAGAGGAUUCAGGCCUCUGGAAAGACUCGCAAAUCGGCCCGUUGAAGAGGAUCGUGGACUUUGCUCAUAGCCAGGGCCAGUUGAUCGGAAUCCAACUCUCGCAUGCGGGCCGGAAAGCGAGCACUGUUGCCCCGUGCCAAGCUUCUGGACUAACCUCUGCCUUGCGUUUGGAACAGCGUCAUGGCUGGCCAGACGAUGUGGUUGCCCCGAGUGCGAUCGCCUUCAAGGAUAAGAACAUCAUUCCUCGGGAGUUGUCUCACGGCGAGAUACGAUCCUUGGUCGAGGCUUGGGGUGAAGCGGUAAAGAGAGCGGUCCGUGCCGGGUUCGAUGCAAUCGAGAUCCACGGUGCGCAUGGGUACCUUAUUCAUGAAUUCCUCUCCCCCGCAUCCAACAAACGAACAGACGAAUACGGGGGAAGCUUCGAAAACCGAAUUCGCUUGGCCCUCGAGCUAGUUGACAUCUCUCGGCAGCAUAUGACUCCGAACAUGCCUCUCUUCUUCCGCGUGAGUGGUACUGACUGGCUGGAGCACCUGGAGAACGAACCCAGCUGGGACGCGAGCCAGACAGUCCGGUUGGCGGAGGUUCUGGUGGAGCACGGGGUGGAUGUCCUUGAUGUAUCCAGCGGAGGGAAUGAUCCUCGGCAGCAGAUCAAGGGGGGCCCAGCCUACCAGUCCCCCUACGCAUUCCAGGUGAAAGAGGCUCUGGGUGAUCGUCUUCUGGUGGCAUCCGUUGGGGCCAUCACCUCCGGUCCGCAGGCUAAUGACCUUUUGAACGCGGGUCUCGAUAUGGUCCUCAUCGGCCGCAUGUUUCAGAAGAAUCCAGGCCUGGUGUGGACGUUCGCUGAAGAGCUCAAUGUUGAUGUGAAGGCAGCCCAUCAGAUUCACUGGGGACCUAAUCCUGCUUGCCAAGGACAAAGAGGUUACUCGCAAAGUGGCUAUCAAGAUGCUUGCAAUAUUCAACCACAGUUUGAACUGUUGUAG
This is a messenger RNA of Aspergillus niger, 1323 nucleotides long. RefSeq lists its product as uncharacterized. Bases 1 to 1323 code for a protein of 440 amino acids. The record is from RefSeq and is a predicted model, not a curated record. The transcript has 6 exons. Lineage: Eukaryota; Fungi; Ascomycota; Eurotiomycetes; Eurotiales; Aspergillaceae. Gene Ontology annotation, cellular component: intracellular anatomical structure. Gene Ontology annotation, molecular function: FMN binding; NADP binding; NADPH dehydrogenase activity.